GUAGGGAGAAUGCUAUUGGGUGGCAUGAAGGUGGUUGGCAUCUAUGUCUGGACCAAUGAGAGCUCAUUCAAAAAUUCAACCAUCACACUUUGUCAGACUGCAAAAGCAGUUUCUGAAGCGGCCCCUCUGUCGGAAGUGGAUUGGGACGAGAGAUUGCUUGUUCACAUUGGUUACAGUCCCUUGAGGUGGACUUGUCGAAAUUGCUCGCUGGCUUCAAAUAUUACGUCGAGUAGUCUACGACCUUGUGACUUUAAAAUGGGAAAAGUUCUUAGUACCCUUCAGACAUUCAGAUGCACAUUUAACUUUGAUUUAAGGUUGCCCAUUUCCGAGGAUUUAAUUAGCAAAAGAUUGGCUGACAUUCUUCGUCAUGGAAUUUCAAUUCAUGCCAAAGAGCUUAAAAGUGCCAAGGCAUUGAUUGAUGGGAAAUUGGCAAUUGAAGACGAGCAAUUUGAUUCAGGCGGCUUACAUGAUGUUGAAUUCCUCCUACCUUUCACGGAAGAUAAGUAUUUGGAAGCAUGCAGCCAAAAGGAGGUAAUAGGUCUUCUAGUCUUCAGUGGCUCUAUCUGCUCCUAUGCUUACUCAAAUUCGAAGGAACUGGUUUCUCAAGCUUUGACUGACAUAAAGGAAGACAUAAUUAAGAGUCUAAGAAGCAGAUUGGAUAUCAUGUGUGAUGAGGCAGACAGAGAAUCAGAUUCUAAAGAUGACAAAACUGAAGAGAGCAGCAACCAGAUAUUGAAUGGGAGUGCAGUUCUGCAACUUGAUUUACAGUUACUGAGAAAAGAGUGCAGCCUGUCAUUUCCUCGAAGAGUAUUUCUACCCUGGCUGGCUGAUACAUUCCUUUGUGACUAUAUACAACCGUCUGAAUCAGUUGAGGUUCUCAAGGAUCAUUUUGCCGAGCUCAUGUCUAUAGAGUUCCCGAACGAUUCUGCCAAGAUCUUGGAGCCUGAAACUGAAGCUCCUGCAUUGGUAUCUACCACUACAAAAUCAUUUAAGGAGGUGUCAAUUCCAUAUUCCUUGCUACCGAAGCCAGACACUUCUCUCUCAAGGCAGAAUAGAGCUGGUACGAGCUUGGGAAGUGACCAGAAAUCUACGAAACUAUCUAGUUUUAGCUUCAUGAUUGUUGUUUUGGUUCUUGUUAUAUCAAUUGUUCUAGGAGUUGUGCUAUUUGUUGCCAGGUCAUCCUAGCUAAUACUGUGGCUUACAAAAAAUUGUGGUGAGAACAAAUAUCAGUUACUCUCUUCUAAUAGUCCUAUGUACUCUUGCCAUGAAUUAAAACGUUUAUAAAUUUCUUUUC
Molecule: messenger RNA, 1294 nt
Organism: Nicotiana tabacum (common tobacco)
Lineage: Eukaryota; Viridiplantae; Streptophyta; Magnoliopsida; Solanales; Solanaceae
Source: RefSeq, a predicted model, not a curated record